Messenger RNA from Gekko japonicus, 457 nucleotides. It is a transcript of the gene RPL36, whose product is annotated as ribosomal protein L36. Gene Ontology annotation, cellular component: ribosome; cytosolic large ribosomal subunit. NCBI's taxonomy places the organism in Eukaryota, Metazoa, Chordata, Lepidosauria, Squamata, Gekkonidae. Gene Ontology annotation, biological process: cytoplasmic translation. Gene Ontology annotation, molecular function: structural constituent of ribosome. The transcript is spliced from 4 exons. The record is from RefSeq and is a predicted model, not a curated record. Bases 100 to 417 code for a protein of 105 amino acids.
AUGGUUCCUUCCCUCCCAGCCAAUCGCGCGAAUAAGCUGCGCGCGCAGCUCUCCCCUUUCUUCUUCCGGCGUGGCUUCCGUUGAAAGGCUGCGGCAGCCAUGGCAAUCCGCUACCCGAUGGCCGUUGGCCUCAACAAGGGCCACAAGGUGACCAAGAAUGUGGUUAAGCCACGCCAGUGCCGACGCCGUGGGCGCUUGACCAAACACACCAAAUUUGUUCGGGACAUGAUCCGGGAAGUGUGUGGCUUCGCACCCUACGAGAGACGUGCAAUGGAAUUGUUGAAAGUCUCCAAAGAUAAGCGAGCUCUGAAAUUCAUAAAGAAACGGGUGGGGACUCACAUCCGGGCCAAGAGAAAGCGUGAAGAACUCAGCAAUGUUUUGGCAGCCAUGAGGAAGGCUGCUGCCAAGAAGGACUGAGAGUGGCUUUAUCCCAAUAAAAAGUUGUUUUGAACACCCA